This is a messenger RNA of Drosophila ficusphila, 908 nucleotides long. Its product is annotated as pancreatic lipase-related protein 3. The coding region runs from base 1 to 864 and encodes 287 amino acids. The transcript has 3 exons. Gene Ontology annotation, molecular function: lipase activity. The record is from RefSeq and is a predicted model, not a curated record. Lineage: Eukaryota; Metazoa; Arthropoda; Insecta; Diptera; Drosophilidae.
AUGCAGACCGGAGUAGUACUACUUGUUUUUUUGACCCUCUCGGUAGCGGCGGUCUAUGGCGAAACUGGAUUCCUCCUGAACACGCGUCGCAUUCAGGACGAUCCACAAAGAAUCGAGGCCGAGGUGGAGUCCCUGGUGAGGAGCUCUUUUUACGCCGCGGAUCCAGUUGUGUUCUCCAUUCCCCGCUGGCAGGGAAACUACUCUUCUCCAGAAAUUCCAGCAGUAGUUUCCGCUAGCCUACAAAAUGAUAGUAAUGUGAUCAGCGUGAAUCUAUGGGAGGCCUCCAAUGAAACGGAGAUCAUUGAAAGCAUUACUAGUCUGGUGGUCCUAUUAAACAGCUACUUUGAUGUGCCACUCGAUCGCAUUCUGCUCGUUGGAUUCGCAGAGGGUGGCCAUUUGGCAGGAGGAGUUGCAGCAAAGGUGCAAGAAACUCUGGGUCAUCAGCUGCCACAAAUCACAGCUUUAGAUCCUACAUCAGGUGAAAAUCUAGAGCAUAAACUUUCAUCAUCCGAUGCUGAGUUUGUAGAGGUCAUUCACACAAAUGCUGAAGGAUUGGGAACCUGGGAUCAGCUGGGUCAUGUGGAUUACUAUCCCAAUGGAGGGCAAUCGCAGACGGGAUGCUCCACGAACUCCUGUUCCCAUGAGAGAUCCUUUGAGCUGCUUGCCGAGAUGUGGUCCCCGGAAAAUGACUUUUUAAGCGCUCGUUGUGGAUCCGUGGAAUCGAUGGGUGCCUCCAACUGCCGCUGGUCCUCCCAGAAAAUGGGCCAAAAGGAUGACGAGCAGCCUCCCUCAGGCAUCUAUUUCCUGGAGACCCGACAGUCCUCUCCCUUCUCCCGGGGAGCCUACUACAUCGGCUUCUUGUGAGUAGCGAAAUUUAAUAAAAAGCCAACCCGAAUAAAGGAAACAAA